This is a messenger RNA of Populus nigra (black poplar), 2742 nucleotides long. Its product is annotated as protein ENHANCED DISEASE RESISTANCE 2-like. Gene Ontology annotation, molecular function: lipid binding. Bases 316 to 2520 code for a protein of 734 amino acids. The record is from RefSeq and is a predicted model, not a curated record. Lineage: Eukaryota; Viridiplantae; Streptophyta; Magnoliopsida; Malpighiales; Salicaceae. The transcript is spliced from 21 exons.
AUGGAAAAACUUGGAAGGGGACCGGAAAAGAAUCUAAAGGGAAGAAUUCUCUGAAAGAUUUGUAAGAGACUGACAAUUUGAUUCUCUGAUUCCCUAAGGUGGGAUCAGAGGAUCAGCAUCAUAUACAUGCUUAUAUAUUUUUAUUUAUAUAUAUAAAAAUUUCUGCACGUAAAAAGAGUUGCGUGUUAUCCUUGUAGAAGAUUUUUACAUAGCCAUUUCAGCAACAUAGCACAAAAACUAGAAGAAAAGGUAGUAUGAAACAUUGUUGAGAAGGUUUUUGAACGGUGAGUUAACCUUUUUGUGUGGUUUGCUGAAAUGGGUGUGCCUCCAAAUGAUGGCAAAAUGGAAGGGUGGUUGUUUAUCAUCAGGUCCCAUAGGUUUGGUUUACAGUUUUCACGCAGAAGGUACUUCAUUCUUCAAGAAAACUACCUCAGAUGCUAUAAGACAAUGCCCAUUUCACAGGAAGAGGAGCCGCUUAGAAGUGCAAAAAUAGACUCCUACAUUCGCAUCACAGAUAACGGAAGAGAAAGCAUCAAUCGGAAAGUCUUCUUCAUUUUCGCGCUUUACAAUAUUUUAAACGAAAAUGAUCAUCUUAAGUUGGGAGCAAGUGGUUCAGAAGAUGCAGGAAGAUGGAUUCGUUCCUUGCAGAAUGCUGUCUUGAAGGAGUGCCCAAAUCCAGAAAAGGAGUUCAUGUCUUUUUCUAAGAAGAACUGGCUACCUUCAAGAUUUGGCAGUGCAAAGAGGGCUCACCGCCAAAGAUCCAUAGAUUAUUACUCCUUCUUGCAUAAUGAGGCAGUGACAUCUGAUGUAAUUGCGCCGUCACCAUGGAAAAUCUUUGGUUGUCAGAAUGGAUUGCGUCUCUUCAAAGAAGCAAAAGAUUGGGAUUCUCGUGGGAGGCAUUGGGAUGAUCACCCAGCUAUAAUGGCAGUUGGUGUGCUUAAUGGGACUCCAGAAGCCAUUUUCCAUACUCUUAUGUCUCUUGGUGCCUCGAGAUCAGAGUGGGACUUCUGUUUUUACCGAGGCAGUGUGGUUGAGCACCUUGAUGGUCACACAGAUAUUCUUCACGCGAAGUUAUACAGCAAUUGGUUACCCUGGGGGAUGAUGCGUAGAGAUUUUUUGUUGCGACGAUAUUGGAGAAGAGAGGAAGAUGGAACAUAUGUAAUUCUAUACCAUUCUGUGAUUCACAAGAAGUGUCCUCCACAAAAUGGAUAUGUUCGAGCUUGCCUUAAAAGUGGAGGGUACGUAAUAACUCCUGUGAAUAAAGGAAGGGAAUCACUUGUAAAACACAUGCUUGCAGUUAAUUGGAAGUUUUGGAAAGUAUAUUUGCGUCAACCAUCUGGAAGAUCCAUAACCAUCCGCAUGCUUGAACGACUUGCGGCGCUGAGGGAGAUGUUCCAAGCCAAAGCCGGCAAUUAUCCAUCUGAUUUCUCUUCUGCAGACUCGGAAGUAAAAAUAAUGUUGCCCCAGGAUGAAGUGGAGGAUAUUAAAUCGGAAGAUAAAAGCCAACAGAAGUUCGAACUGAAUGCUGAUUUAGAGGAAGACGAGGCAGAAAAAACAACUUCAGGGCGCAGAAGUUUAAUGAGCCUGAAUGAUGCCUCUGAUGAAUUCUUUGAUGUUCCUGAUUCUGGUGAAGUGAUAGCUUUUGACCAUUUGGAGAAUGGCUGGUUUCCUGAAGUGAGUCAAGAAUGGCCUGCUUCGAACAUGUCCCAGCCCAGAUUAUCAUCUGCUGCUGUCUUUGUGAAGAAAUUACAUGACCUUGCAGUUCAGAAGAAGGGUUACAUGGACUUUCAAGAGUUGGCUAAAGAAGAAAACGUAGUGACAUCCUUUGGAAAUACUCUUCAAAAGGACUCAGCCUGUUCUUUACCAUGCAGUUGGGCUACUGCUGAUCCUACUACCUUUCUGAUUCGUGGAGAAAAUUAUUUCAAAGACAAUCUGAAGAUCAAGGCAACAGGCACAUUAAUGCAAAUGGUUGGUGCCGACUGGCUAAGAUCCGACCACCGAGAAGAUGAUCUUGGAAGCCGUGCUGAGAGCAUUGUUCAGAAGUUUGCAGCACAAGGUCGACCAGAAUUCUUCUUCAUUGUCAAUAUACAGGUUCCCGGUGUAACCCAGCAUACCCUUGCACUGUAUUAUAUGUUAAAAACUCCUCUGGAAGAAACUCCCUUGCUCCACAGUUUUGUCAAUGGUGAUGAUGCCUUUAGGAAUUCAAGAUUUAAGCUCAUACCUUAUAUUUCUAAGGGAUCAUGGAUAGUCAAGCAGAGUGUUGGUAAGAAAGCUUGCUUAGUGGGUCAAGCACUUGAAAUGAAUUACUUUCGAGGGAAGAACUACUUGGAGCUCGACAUUGAUGUCGGAUCUUCCACUGUAGCCAGAGGGGUGGUCAGCCUUGUUCUUGGAUACCUGAACCAUCUGGUCAUAGAAAUGGCAUUUGUGAUUCAGGGUAACACCGAGGAGGAGCUCCCAGAAGUCCUACUCGGAACCUGUCGACUGAAUAAUCUGGAUGCAUCCAAAUCAGUCCUUGUAUAGCCAUAUGAUUAUGACCAACAGUUUUUUUUCCCUUAUAAGCACCCCUUUUUGUUUCCUUCAUUCAUUUAAAACUCGAGUGAUGACAGUUUACUAAUUUCGUCAGUGGUUCUUUGGUAGGGCAAAUUAUUGUGUAAAGUUUUUUUUUUUUUCAUAUAGAGAUACAUGACCAGAGUACAUUAUUUAUUCUGUAUUUUUUAAUUUAAUCUGCUAAUUGAAGCGAUA